AAAUGUAAUCUACGUACAUUAUUUUUGGUUUAGGUUUCAAAAAGAUUAUGAGGAUUUCUUUGUUUAUUUUCACGAGUCAUUUGUUCCAAACGUAUUAACUUCAAGAAAACAUUUCUUUGCACGAAGAAAAUCAACAAGAAACCUUCACAAUUCCUCUAAUCUUUCAACGACGUUCAUUUCUCUUCUUCUUCUUCUUCUUCUUCUGGAUCUCUCGGAUGUUCGAUUUGGGUGUUCGAAACAAUGGCUUGUUGUUCAUCGGAUUGGUGGCAAGCUCCUGUCUACUUCUCAGUAUCAGUAGCUUUAGCUCUCAUGGCUGUCUCCACAACCUUACGUUCACAUUCCGGCCGUGACACAGCCGAACCGAACAAACCCAUCGGCCAUCCUCUCUCGUUGGAUGCCUUGAGCGUUCUUCACCAUUCCAACUUCAAGGCCGUGGCCGCUCUCCUCCAUAUCUCGCCCGAAAUCUUCCUCUCUUCCCCAAAUUCUACCGUCUUUGCCAUCCAAGACUCUGCUUUGUUCAACACUUCUCUUCCUCCAUGGGCCCUGAAGCAGCUCUUCCGGUACCACACUCUCCCUGUCAGGCUCUCGCUUUCCGAUCUUCUUGAGAAGCCUCAAGGUAUCUGUCUUCCCACCCUUCUUCCCGCGAAGCCUGUCUUGAUAUCAAGGAUCGAUACGGAAGCGAGAAUUGUGGAGGUGAAUCGCGUUCUUGUCUCGCAGCCCGACAUCUUUCUUGGAGAGUCGUUGGUUAUACAUGGUGUUCUUGGGCCAUUCUUUCCUCUCGGUACUCAGAAUUUUAGCCUGGGUUUGGAUCGGAUCCAAUUACCCGUGUGCCGUUCCCGGUCAAUCUCGAGUUCUGAUAUCAACAGACCCAUGAAGGAAAGCGAGAUAGAAUGGGUUCGGAUCAUUCACCUGCUAAGCUCGAGAGGCUUUGUGCCAUUUGCUAUAGGCUUGCACUCUGUUCUUGAUUGGAUUCUUCGAGACCACAAGAAUCUGACCGCUAUAACUGUUCUUGCCCCACCAAACUUGGCCUCGUUGUCUUCUGCUUCUCCAUUGCUAUACAACAUUGUGAGGAAUCAUAUCAUAGGUCACCGGCUUAUGAGUAAAGACCUCACUUCCAUGCCCGAUAAAGUGUCAGUCAAGACACUGGCUCCUAACCGAGAAAUCGAAAUCGCCAAAACAUAUGUGAAUUCCUCUCAAGUAGUGAUGGUUUCCGGAGUUCAAAUUGUCGCUCCAGAUAUGUUCUCUUCCGCAACCUUUGUAAUUCACGGGAUUUCUGAUACUCUUGUUUUACCUCUGCAUAAUGCAUCGGUUUAACCAAAGAAAGCUGCAACUUUGUAAAGCCUUGUGCUUCUUCUUUU
Messenger RNA from Tarenaya hassleriana, 1358 nucleotides. RefSeq names its product fasciclin-like arabinogalactan protein 21. The transcript has a single exon. Lineage: Eukaryota; Viridiplantae; Streptophyta; Magnoliopsida; Brassicales; Cleomaceae. The record is from RefSeq and is a predicted model, not a curated record. Bases 241 to 1314 code for a protein of 357 amino acids.